Messenger RNA from Aspergillus thermomutatus, 1302 nucleotides. RefSeq names its product arginyltransferase. The record is from RefSeq and is a predicted model, not a curated record. The transcript is spliced from 10 exons. Gene Ontology annotation, cellular component: cytoplasm. NCBI's taxonomy places the organism in Eukaryota, Fungi, Ascomycota, Eurotiomycetes, Eurotiales, Aspergillaceae. The coding region runs from base 1 to 1302 and encodes 433 amino acids. Gene Ontology annotation, biological process: protein arginylation. Gene Ontology annotation, molecular function: arginyl-tRNA--protein transferase activity.
AUGGAAGACGACUCCGUGGAGCCUCUGGAUCCCAUCGUUGACGCCGAACGUGCGAGGCAGCUGUCACUCUUCCGACCUCUAGGCGCUGCCUACUACACUAGUUCUGUUUCAGUGCGCCCGGAACACUACGAUGUUCUCGUCAAUCGCGGUUGGAGAAGAUCGGGGACGCUGUACUAUAAGCAGAAUCUGCAAAGGUCAUGUUGUCCGCACUAUACGUUAAGACUUGAAGCAUCCGCCUUCAAACCGAGAAAGGAUCAACGCAAGGCUGUCAACCGCUGGACCAAGUUCGUUCUGGGUCCAGAAUACAUCCGUAGGGCAGCCUAUUUGUGCCCCAAAACGAGGGAAGAAAAGAAACAUCGAAAGUGCAAUUUCGAUCUGCUGACUGCGGUUCAUGAGGCCGAGUACAGCAACCUCAAGCGGCCCAUUGAUCCGAAGACGAAGAAACUGCUGGAGCCAGCCCAUCGAUUUGAGGUCAACAUAGAGGGAGACUCUAUUUCCCAGGCCAAGUUCGAUCUUUUCGUCAAAUAUCAAACCAAAAUCCACAAAGAAGACGUAUCCAAAUGGAAACAGAAGGAUUUCAAGCGUUUUUUGUGCUCGGGCAUCAAAAGGUCUCCCGCAGAUGCAAAGUCUGCAGAACGAAAAUUAGGGUCAUGGCAUCAAUGUUACCGACUCGACGGGAAACUCAUAGCGGUUGCUGUUUUGGACUUGAUGCCGAGCGGUGUGAGCUCAGUCUACAUCUUCUAUGAUCCGGAUUAUGAGCAGUGGGAGUUUGGCAAGCUCAGCGCCAUGAGGGAGAUUGCUCUUGCGCUGGAGGGGUCUUACCAAUACUACUACAUGGGGUACUACAUCCACACAUGUCAGAAGAUGCGCUACAAAGGCGCGUUUCGACCACAGUACAUCCUCGACCCCGAGAGCUACACCUGGGACCCGCUUGAAGGGGAACUAACCAAGAAGCUGGACGAGCGUCCCUACGUAUCUCUUUCUCGCGACAGACGACUGGCCGCACAGGGCCUGCCAGAGUCCACAGAGGCCGAAUCGGCAGAGGUAGAGAUCAAUGACGAGGAGAUGUCUCUGUUUGACCUGCACAUGCCCGGAGUCAUGACUCUCGAUGAGGUCAAAUCGCUGGAUCUGGACCACGCGCUCCUUCUGGUGCAGGGCUCGCUUGUUCACAUGAUGGAUCUCGUAGGAUGGGAACGAAUGCCUAUUGAUAACCCCCAAUCCGUUAAAGGCAUUGUCGCCGAACUCGCCGCGGUGCUGGGUAGGGAAGUUUUCAAGGAUUGUGCGGUGGUCUUGUUUGAUUGA